AUGAACUUAUCUCUAUUGUUGCUGAUGCUGCUGCUGCUGCUGCUGUGCGUUCUGCCCGGCAGCAGUGGUCACAAUCACCAUCAUCACCAUGAUGAUCAUCACCACAACCACGAUCAUGCUCUGGAAGACGAAGAAGCAGUAGCAGAAAAAGACGACAGAAGGCUAGACAAGAUGACCAAGCAGCAAGCACAACAACAAGAACAACACUAUGGAUCCCAAGGACAAUACAAAUCCUUUCGUCAAUGGACACAGAGUUCCGAUUUCAAGACAACGGGUGCCCGCUGUGGAUCGCACGCCAGUGUCGAUGGAACCGCCAAAGCCAAGCAAACAUAUGCCAAGUGGAUGAAACAACAUGACUGUGACGACGAGACUGGAAACUGUCCCUACAUGCAGCAUUUACGCAUGGGACACAGUUUUCGAACCAUACAAGUCUAUUGGCACAGUAUUCAAAAGACACAAGGAACCGAGGGAGCAUCCGAAACUGUCAUUUGGGAUGCCAUGGAUGUAUUGAAUUCUGCCUUUGUAGGGACCGGAUUCCAAUUUGAUCUAAUGGAUAUUACUGUCACAAACUACACACCCUACUGGGAAGCAUCCCGGCAAUCCCAAGACGAGUUCGACAUGAAAGCGGAGUUGCACAGAGGGAGUUGCGAGCAUCUCAACAUUUACUCCACGGGAGCAGACGGCUUGUUGGGAUGGGCAUGGUUCCCAUGGGAUUGCGAAUCGUCCGAUUGGUAUGAUGGAGUCGUACUCAACUACAAUACACUGCCCGGAGGGAGUGCCUUUCCCUACAAUUUGGGAGAUACAUUGACGCAUGAGGUCGGUCACUGGCUGGGAUUGUUCCAUACAUUCGAAGGAGGAUGCAGUGCCAAUGGGGACUUUAUAUCGGAUACCCCUGCCGAAGCGUUCCCGGACUACGAUUGCGAACAGAAUAGAGAUUCCUGCGGAGAUGGAGGUCGGGCCGAUGAUGUGACCAACUUUAUGAACUAUGGACCGGAUUCUUGUAUGGACCAUUUCACCAUUGGGCAAGUGGGAAGGAUGCACGCUGCAGUAUCCGCAUAUCGACCAAAGCCGCCACGACCUUGGCCAUAUUAG
This is a messenger RNA of Seminavis robusta, 1092 nucleotides long. Lineage: Eukaryota; Bacillariophyta; Bacillariophyceae; Naviculales; Naviculaceae. The record is from the annotation of a GenBank genome assembly.